AUGUUACGAAGUUUCAUUCAGGUUCCACUCAAGAAACACGAUGCAAAAAUGGUGCAACUUCCUUUACCUCGUCUCAACCAGGAUAUUCCGCGCGACAAACAAGGUCGACCUCUUAUCUUGUCCCCAGCUCAUUGUCAACAGGUAUUUGUGAAAAGUUACGCCAAUCAGUACGGAGUGACAGAUGUGCUCGCGUGGGUACAACGAAACUGCACAUUUGCCAAGAUGUUCCUUCCAUCAGCUACAUGUGAAGAUAUAAAUACACUUGUAGCCUCGUGCUAUAAGCUGAAGUAUCUAUAA
This is a messenger RNA of Strongylus vulgaris, 297 nucleotides long. The record is from the annotation of a GenBank genome assembly. Lineage: Eukaryota; Metazoa; Nematoda; Chromadorea; Rhabditida; Strongylidae.